Herpailurus yagouaroundi (jaguarundi) is the source of this 1521-nucleotide messenger RNA. RefSeq names its product granzyme H-like. The transcript is spliced from 5 exons. The coding region runs from base 616 to 1407 and encodes 263 amino acids. The record is from RefSeq and is a predicted model, not a curated record. Gene Ontology annotation, molecular function: serine-type endopeptidase activity. Gene Ontology annotation, cellular component: cytoplasm; intracellular membrane-bounded organelle. NCBI's taxonomy places the organism in Eukaryota, Metazoa, Chordata, Mammalia, Carnivora, Felidae. Gene Ontology annotation, biological process: proteolysis.
UCUCUCCCUCUCAAAAGAAAUUAACAUUUAAGCAAACAAUAACAAAAAAAUAAAAUAAAACCCCCACCUAAGUGAAGGCAGCCUGAAAAGAAGCGGUUUGCUGAAUGUCUGCCAUUGAUGAGUGUGCUUAGACUGAGGGGAAAGGUACACUCAGCGCAGAUUCUUGGUCUGCCCGUGGUGACCAUCAGCAUCUCAAGCUCAGGAGCCAUGCCUCUCAUGUCCCCGCACCCAGCUAGCUCAGUUAUUAUUCACGGUUUCCUCAGAAUGGAAAAAGAGCCAAGAGCCGAGAAAUAAAGACAUUUUUGUCUCGAUUUAGUCACCGAGUGGCUUCUGAGGUACCAGCCCUUCUGCGGGCUGCAGUCCCAGCCGUCACUUUCUUGUUAUUUCUUCUCACGUUCACCUCGUGACUCAGCAGUGGGAGUGCAAGUGUGGAAGCAGUACCGUUGUCACCCAGCCCAAGAAAACCACUUUGUAUGACGACGCCCAGCUCUACAGGAACACAAGUCGAGGAGGCCUAGACGGUCAGUGAGCCACCUGUCCUUCAUUCCCCUCAGGGCUUCACUUCUGGAAGGAAGAAAGACAGGCUGCUCUGACCUGGGCAGAACUUCAGGGAAGAUGCAACCACUUCUGCUUUUACUGGCCCUUCUGCUGCCCCUUGAGGCCAGGACAGCUGCCCCCAGUCACCCCAUCCACCAGCCUUUUCUUUCAGAGGAGAUCAUCGGGGGCCAUGAGGCCAAGCCCCACUCUCGGCCCUACAUGGUAUUUGUUCAGUUUCUCGUCGGGAACAGCAAGAAGAGGUGCGGCGGUGCCCUUGUGAAUGAGGACUUUGUUCUGACGGCUGCUCACUGCUUGGGAAGCUCCAUCAACGUCACCCUGGGGGCCCACAACAUCAAGAAGCAGGAGAAGACCCAGCAGAUCAUCCCCGUGAGAAGAGCCAUCCCCCACCCAGACUAUAAUCCAAAGAACUACUCCAACGACAUCAUGUUACUGCAGCUGGUGAAAAAGGCCAAGCUGACUGCAGCUGUGAGGCCCCUGGGCCUGCCCAAAGGCAAGGACCGGGUGAGGCCGGGACAGGUGUGCAGUGUGGCUGGCUGGGGACGCAUGGCCAUGGGCACUCUAGCAACCACUCUGCAGGAGGUAGAGCUGAUCGUGCAGGAGGAUCGGGAGUGCAGAUCCCGCUUCCGUGGCUAUUACAUGGGGGCCACCCAGAUCUGUGUAGGAGACCCGAAGAAGAUGAAGACCAGCUUCAAGGGGGACUCUGGGGGACCCCUCGUGUGUAACAACGUGGCCCAAGGGACUUUCUCUUACGGAAACGGGAAUGGGACACCUCCAGGGGUCUUCGACAAGGUCUCACACUUCCUGCCCUGGAUAAAGAGAAUAAUGAAGCACUUCUCUCAGCAGGUGUGAGGCUAACUGUCCUCUGUGCUUGGCCACCUUUUCUGGGGAAGAGGCAAGAACCCCUUGGGGCUCGGGGGAUGGGGAGUGGGCAUUGCAGGGUCAUAAUAAAUAGACCUCUAGAGC